GACGUGGUGGUGAAGCUUGUGUUUCAAUGACCUACCAACCUAUACUGGCAGGGCUGCAAAAGCUGGGCAGGUUGGUGGCGAGAAACCACACGAAGAAGCAACCCAUCAGUCCUCCAGGAUUGCUGGGGGUUGAUCGUGAGGCUAAUGACCCCACAUCAUAAAACCUAAUUAUGGCAAAACCCCGAGGGAGGCCAUGACACGACUUGGGCUGUAGCGGCACUGGAUGGAUGGAUUCAUGACUUUGUACUGUAACUGUAGAAUCUUAUUCCUGAGGUCAUUCUCAGUCACAAGUGUCAACAUAAACAUAGAUCCAGUCUCCAUGGUUACAGAUUUAUCAAUAUCUGAAUGUUUAAAAAAUUAUGAUAGGGAAACAAGUAUGUAGGUAAAGUUUUUAUUGCUUAAUUUACAAUGAAUUUUCAAAAUGAUCACUUCGAGCCUCAGGAACAUCCUGGCACUUCUGAAUUGUGCGCAUGUAUCAUGCAGCAUCCAGAGUGCAACAGAGCGUUGCGGAAUGUGCUUCCAUUUUUUGCUGUUACCCCAGAUUUUUCAAGUGCCCCCACAGACAAACAUUUAGGGGGUUGAGAUCUGGAGAUUAGGUGAUCAAUCCAGGGAGGUGAUUGAGGUAUGAGAAUUGUGCCCAUGUUCACGUGACAUCUGUAACUUGGAAUGACUUCAGAAUGAAGUUCCUCAAGUUAACAUUUUGUCGUGUAUCAUCCUGUAUGUAUUCUUUCGAAACAAUAAUGCACACUUAUUUCUCAUCCCUCUUGAUUAUCUUUUGAUAUUCUACCAUCAUUUGUGUGAUCUGUCAUAACCUCAGCAGUUAAUACUGCGUUAUUAAAUAAGAGAACCAGUAAGUAUUCUGUCUGCUUAAUUUCAAUGAGUAUUGUAAUUUUAUUAUAGGUGUAACAACUGUACUCUGCACCUAAUGUUAGUAUUAUUAGAUUGAGAAUGAUGAUGUGGCAUGUAUGGGGGACAAGGGAGAUCCAUGGAAGGUUUCUUAGGAAACCUAAAUGCGUAAGGGAGGAUCAAGUGAAAGGCAGUGUUAUUCCAGUGACCAAUCAUCAUAGGUAACGCUCCUCACAUUCUUACUUUGCUAUAAUAGGAUAGAACUUUAGAUACAUAGCAGUCAGCUAAUGUGAAAACCUUGAACUCUCCAUCCAUGUUUACUUAACAGUUUUCACAUUUCUAGCAUGGUUUUUAUAAUCAGUAUUGUUAUUAACAAAUAAAAGCUGCAGAUAAAACCUGUGCUAACAUGUGGGACAUAUUUCUAAGUCUUUUGCAGGUACUGACUUUGUUGCUUGACAGGGCAUUGGUCAGAUUAACCAGAUUCUUUGAUUAUGACUCCUACUGACACAGGUCCCUGGACAGUCACCUUGAACUUUACAAUGUGGGACUUCGUUAAAGAUUCAUCCUAUGCCAAACAGCAUGAAAUGCCAGAUGUCCCAUGCAGUAAGAGAAUGAGGACUUGCAGAGCACCUGUAAGAAACCUAUUUGGUAUAUCUCACAAAAAAAAGUAUGGGAAUCAACAUUUAGUCUACCAAGAAAUUGCAAAUUGAAGUAAUUAAAUUAUGAAUAGAUUUGUACGUUGUAUUCUUACAACAUGGCAUUUUUCAAAAUUGUUUUGGUACACUCCAUCUCACAAAAACAAAAUAUGGAAUGGGUAAUAAGCCAUUUUCUUAGAAAAUAUCACCACCAGGUACAUUUGAAUCCACUCCCCCUCUUACUUAAAUGUGAAAUCUGAUACGUAUCUAAAUAAUUUGAACUCAAUGUCACGGAACCAAGAUUUGGUUGCGACCAUCAGUGAAUAUUCAAUGAAUUAUAAAAUUUUAAAAUUGUCCCAAGCACCUAGGUACCCAUAGGCAUGUUCGUUGGUGGUUCCUGGUGUAGACAUAGCGAAGUCUUGAUUCAGUAUACUACCAGUCUCGACAGAUUUAGUGCUCAAUUGUAUACAUUUUUCGUUAUUUUUCUCAGACUUUCCGGGAAGAUGUAUAAGCGCAUUCUUUCGUUUAGGUUGUAGUAAUUUACUGCAUUUUGUUUUAACUGUGAACAUUAUCCCUGUUGAUCGCACACGUAUAUCAGAGAGUGUGUUACGUUUGGAGUAUAGUCUUAAACCGUGUGUUCUUCAGAGCUACCGUACUAAUUAUUUCAUAACUUAUUAUGUUAUAUUAAUAUUAUUAUAAUUUGUAUGAAAAUAAAUGGGUAAUGCAAAGUUGAUACCGUUACGUUGUACGUGUCAAUGACUCCACCGUGUCUCUAACCUCUCUGGACAAUUUUGCAUUUCGCGGCUAUCAUGGUAUAGUCCAUUAUUAGUGUAAAUAAAUUUUCUGAAUUAAAAACUUAUUGUUAGCUGACCUAUGACAAUGUUAUAAUUAUGUAGCAAGAAUGACAGACAAAUGCUAUAAAUGCGUGCAAUGUCAAAUACUCCGACUGUUUGUUUGGCAGCGAUGAUGUCAUUUUUUAAGUGGAACAAGUGCGAGUUCAGGUGUCUAUGUGGCCAAAACAUACUAGUUUGAACACGGUAUGUGUGGUAUCUUUGAAAGCUGUGAAUAGAAUUGUUACAAUUGAAUACAGAGAGGAAAUCUUGUGUCAUGGAUUCACAAAGGAAAAUGAUACUGUUAAAAUAUACGAGUCUUGUAACACUGACAUUGCAAAACGCUGUUUUAGGAUUAAGUAUGAGGUAUGCCCGUACGCGAUCGGGGGACAUGUUCAUGUCUUCGACAGCGGUUGUGAUGUCAGAAGUUGUGAAGCUCUUGACUUGCCUUUUGUUCGUGUAUCAAGAAGAAGGUACCAUUGCAAGAACAACAGCAGCUCUGCAUAACACCAUAAUAAAAGAGCCAAUGGACACUCUGAAAGUUUGUGUACCGUCGUUUGUGUACAUAAUUCAGAAUAACUUGUUGUAUGUCUCGGCUUCUCAUCUGGAUGCAGCCACAUACCAAGUAACCUAUCAGCUGAAAAUUCUCACAACAGCCAUGUUCACUGUAUUGAUUCUACGCCGCAGUCUCCAACACUUUCAGUGGGGAGCUUUGGUAAUUCUUCUUACUGGUGUUGUGAUGGUACAGUUAGCUCAUACUGACAUGCCCUACUUGCCUUCUGGUUUUGAACAGAAUCGGUUGCUAGGGUUUGGUGCUGCACUUUCUGCUUGUGUUCUGUCAGGUUUCGCUGGAAUAUACUUUGAGAAAAUAUUGAAAGGCUCAGACAUUUCAGUGUGGAUGAGGAAUGUGCAGCUAAGUUUUCUGUCACUCCCAUUUGGACUCUUCACUUGCCUUAUGUAUGAUGGAACUAGAAUUCACAGUAAUGGAUUCUUUUUUGGUUAUGAUGUCUUUGUAUGGUAUCUUGUCACCUUGCAGGCUGGAGGAGGCCUAGUGGUUGCAUUGGUUGUGAAGUAUGCUGACAAUAUUCUGAAGGGCUUUGCCACAUCUUUGGCAAUUGUUAUCUCAUGUGUUGCAUCCAUAUACCUGUUUGACUUUCAUAUCACUCUUCAGUUUGUGCUAGGUGCUUCCCUUGUUAUAUGCUCAAUUUUCAUGUACAAUUAUAAACCAGCAACACGAGAAAGUCAGACCAUGCAGAAUCAGAAGGUGUGACAUGAAGCUUCUGUAUGUAUCUUCCAGUGCCAUAACACCUGUGUGCAAGAAAAUCAACAUUUGAUAUGAUAUAGGCUGUGAAUGGAUCUAUCAGUGACUAAUAUUUAUUGUUAUCAUUACUGUGUUAUUCAUUCAUGCAUUUUUAUGGCCAGUAUUUCAACAUACAUUGAUAUUUGAUAUGUCAUAAUUAAAUGUAAAAGCACGCAUUCUGCAUCCUUGGCUUAGGUCUAUGAAGAUUGUAUGGAAUGUAAAUAAAUUCUGUUUUAUAACAAAGUUUUAAGAAAGUUAUUAUUGAAUACAACAUAGAUAAGAUAUUAAAGUGAAAAAUAACUGUGUAUGAUUUGAAGUUUUCACAGCGGUGAGUAUGAAGAUUUCUGUCUUCUGGGUUGUUGCGCUGUGUAGUCUGGUCGAUGUUAACCAACGUUUCAGAGGUCAUACUGCCUCCGUCAUCAGAGCCUGAAAAAUCUGAAAAAUAACUAACUACCUUCUUAGAAUUGAUUACAUAUACAUGUAAAAAGAAACACGUUAGUAUGCACUAUAAUAAAGCACAAAAGUGAAAUGUAUUAAACAAAGAAAACAAUGGUUCCAAAAUUGAGCUGGCAUCUAUAGGAAUAUAAGCAAAAUCAAAAACAAGAAGGAACAGAAAUGUGUGCCAUAGGACUUGUGUAGUGAAUUUACCAAACUGGUAAGUACUCCAAUCAGGGUGAAUGAAUUAGAGUUGAAUGGCAAGAUUUGAAUGAGACAUAUCAAUUUUUUUAAGCAACAUGCCUUCAGAUUUAUUUUUAAAAAAAUGGUAGAGUACUUUCUAAAUGUGAAUACAGUAGAAUCAGAAUUUAUACAUGCUGUACUACGGUAAAUAAAAAUAACUCAUUAAAUGAUACAUCAAAUUAAUCAGUUAUUAAAUAAAAUAACUCAUUAACUUUUCCAGCCAGAUCACAUGCGAUGACUUCCCUGAAAACUUUGUGGUAACUUUUGUUUCAACUGGUGUAAAGUCUGAUGAUUCAACUAGAUUAUAUGGGAAUGGGUUUUAGCACAGACUCCAAGACUAAGGUCUUUCAUCACAACCUUGUGCUUGCUUCUUCUACAGGCUGGCAGAAAAGAGGAAAGGAGAGGAUGGGUAUUUUCAUCUUGUGGGUUCAGUGAUGUUAUUUUCUUUUGAGUUAUCACGAACUGUGGCUUGUGUUUCACUGUUUUGAUCCACAUAUUUACAUUUACUGUUAAUAUCUUUUACUUUGUGUAAGUAAACAGUUUUCAACUUUGGAACCUUUCAAACCAGAUCAUCAUUUAACUUACAUAUUUUUUAUUCAGCUGCCAUAUAUGAAAAUAAAUCAAGAAUAGAAUAUAAUUUAUUUGCAUUCCAUAGAUCCUUCUUAGUUCAAAGCCAAGGAUGUAGAAUAUGUAAUAAUUCGACAGAUUAAAUACAAAGUUUUAACAGCUAUUUAGAGACAUAUCUAAUAUAGUACAGUAUUACAGUAAAGUAAUUACAUCAAGGAAUCAUCACCGUCAUUGUACGUAUUUAUAAUAACUGAGAAUUAUUGUUUAAAGUAAUUUUUUCUACUGUGUAGAAGGAAUGAGAUAAGAAGUGCUCUUUUAGUGCUGGCUUAAAUAUUUUUAUGUAAUGAUUUAAACUUUCUAUGGUAGAAAGAAGAUUAUUGAAUUAUUCAAUUCCAGUGUAAUAAACUAAUUCUUGGUAUUUGCUGAGGUUAGUGUUUGGCACAUGAGGGUUAUGCCUUCAUUUUGUAUUUAAGUUGUGUACAUCUGAAAUUUUUACAUGUUGUAAUGCAAAUAUGAAUUUGCUAGCUAGUGGGAGAAUAUUAUGCUUUUUAAAUAAUUGUCUACAAGGUUCUCUCCUUUUAAAAGUACCAUUAUUUUAACGAA
Zootermopsis nevadensis is the source of this 5459-nucleotide messenger RNA. RefSeq names its product UDP-galactose transporter (gene Ugalt). Gene Ontology annotation, biological process: pyrimidine nucleotide-sugar transmembrane transport. Gene Ontology annotation, molecular function: pyrimidine nucleotide-sugar transmembrane transporter activity. Lineage: Eukaryota; Metazoa; Arthropoda; Insecta; Blattodea; Termopsidae. The record is from RefSeq and is a predicted model, not a curated record. Gene Ontology annotation, cellular component: Golgi membrane.